AUGGCGCCAAAAAACUUGUUGUGGAUGUUACGAGAGGCUGCUGAGAAGGGUGCCAAUAGAGGACUUACCCUCGAAUAUGACAAUCCGCGAGCGGCUAAGAGCAUUUCCCUCGUCACAUACGCUACACUAUACAAAAAGUCGCUUGUAAGAGGACACACUUUGUCUUCAAGUGCUGCUUUGACCAGAAACUCGAUUGUGCUUCUCCAUACAUCUGAUCAUGAGGAGAGCAUUUCCUGGUUUUGGGCUAUUGUCGCUGCGGGGGGAGUGCCUUGUAUUUUGACUCAAGUAUUGAAUCUCGAUGAACGAAAGUCCUAUAUCCGCUCUUUGCUCAAGCUUCUUGGGAAUCCACUCAUUAUCACGAAUAGUGAGCUGAUCACCCAAUUAUCGGAUAUUCCUCAAGUCCGCAUUUUUGCUACUGAAAAGAUCGAUGCUCAUUUACGUCCUCUCACCAAUGAAUUCAGCAAAGGUCUUCUCAAGGAAGCUUCCGAUCUCGCGAUCUUAAUGUUGACUGGUGACAUGAAAGCCAUGCAUAUUACACACGAAAACGUAAUGGCUUCUCUGGACGCAAAGAUCCAACUACAUUCGACAACAUCGCGGGAUAUUUUCCUCAAUUUGAAUACUUUGGAUCAUAUUGCCAACCUCUUUGACACUCAUUUACAUGCUACUCGACUUACAGCUUCUCAAGUACAUGUUUCGCAGACAUUGCUACUUACGCCAUCGAAACUACUCGAUAAACUAAGUUAUUACAAAGCUUCAUACACCUUUGCACCCAACUUCUUUAUUUGGGAUAUUUGUCAAGAAUUUGAAGCGGAAGUCAAGACACAUCAAGCCACGGAUAAGGACAACUUUAGCAAGCGCUUCGAUUUAUCAUGCCUGAAAGGAUUCUUCUCAGGAUGCGAUAAAAUCAAUAUCACGGAGACCUGUGUUCGUUUUACGGCCUUAUUACAAAAGUUUGGCGCUCCAAAAUCCUUCCUUCGACCGUCAUUAGCUUUCCCGGGGACUUGUGGUGGAGCUCUCUAUAGCUUUGAUUGCCCUGCGUCAGAUAUCAAAAAUAGGAAACAAUGGUGCUCAGUUGGAUUCCCGACAAGUGCAGUGAGUGUUAGAGUUGUGGCUGAUGGCGGCGGUGCUAUCGAAAAAAACGAAACCGGCCAUUUAGAGCUAUCUGGACCAGCAGUAUUUUCAAGAUAUUUCAAUGACAUAGCUGCUACGGUGAAAGCAUUCAGUAGGGACGGAUGGUACAAGACUGGUGAAAUGGGCUAUUUUGACAACAGUGGCGCUCUCUAUGUAAGUCAUCUUACCAUAAAUUAUCGCAAGGAAUUGAAAUUCGUCUUAACUAAGAGAAGCAUCCCGGUGUUUCAAAACAAGUAAUUCUGCUCACUUACGGGAUGCUAUUUCGAGACUUUUAGCCACAACAUCAUUAUCUUCCAUGCAAUCAACUAAAGCUGACCUCGGUUUCUUGAUCUUAGAUUACGGGGCGACAUGAUGAUUAUAUGCGUAUUAAUGGGUAAGCCUCUCUACUUCUUGCGAACGCAAUGCAAUUUUUAAUAUGAAUAGAAUGAAACUUUCUCCAGUAGCUAUUGAGAAUGCCAUCUUGUCAACGAAAAUUUACGGUAUCAUGUCUUCUCGUCUUAUUGCAUUCCCGCAUCGUCAAUCCGACUUUAACACUGAUUCAAUUUACAUCGUCUAUCGACCAAUUUUUAAUGCAGCCGUCGACACGAACCUUCGACUUACAACGUCGGCCGCCAUUUCACAGGCCGUUAUUCGAUUUUUUGGGGUCCGACCAUGCAAAGUCAUCCCAAUAGAAGAGCACCAGCUUCAACGCACCGCUAUAGGAAAACUCUCUCGUCCCAAAACCCGCUUAGCUUUCGAGAAAGGAGCCUAUACUACCUGCAAAAGCGCAGAUAUGAAUCUGGCAAAUUCAAUCAAGAUGCAAUUUCAACUGGGAAUCAAGAACGAGUUCGGAGCGACACACUUGGAACAAACCAUUCUCGGGAUCUUUCUAGAUGUUUUUCCACCAGGUAGCUCGAUGUUAUCUAUCAAGCCGACCAACGAGCUUCUGGACCCUGGUACACCACUUUUUGACCUGGGACUUACAUCCUUUGAAAUUAUGAAGUUCAAGUUUGCGCUACAGACUCGAUUGAAGAUGCCUGAUUUUUCUGUCCGGACGUUGUUUGCGAAUCCGACAGUCAGGGAACUUGCAAAUUGUAUCAGUACAGGGGAUUAUGUGUAUUCUCCUGUUGCCACGCUUCGGUUGACGGGGGAGAAGACUCCGCUUUGGUUUGUGCAUGAUGAGUUGGGUGAUGUUUAUUCCUUUAUUGGUUUAGCGAGAUUAAUGUGAGUUUUAACCCCAAACGAUGACAUUCGUCCACUCCCUCCCUGUAAGGGCUGGCAAGCUCAUUGGUACAAGACCACAUACUAACACAUCCCACAGCACCAACCGACCAAUCCACAUCCUCCACCUCAACCUCAACCCCAACCCCAACAGCCCCUUCCCCCCUCUGCCUGCCCUUUUAACAACUUACCACAAAGCUCUCACGUCCAUCCAACCGCACGGCCCAUAUGCUCUGACCGGUCUCUCCUCGGGCUCUAUCCUCGCUUACGAACUAUCCAAGCGCCUCAAGAACGUCCAAUUCCUUGCCUUUAUUUCUCCUCCUCUUCCGCCUCGCCCGCCGCUCGCUACUGAUAUCGUCGGCAAACAAGAUUACGCACAUAAACUAUGUCACAUCGCAACCUCCUUCGGUCUCCUCACCCCCGAAAACGUGAAAGCCAUUUUGAAUAAACUACAUCCUCCGAUCCAAGACCCAGAAAGCGUGUGUUUAGAUGAAGUUAUCAAGGCCGCGGGUGCUGAGGCGAUGAAGGAAGUUGGUGUUGAUGGACCAGCUCUUCAUCUGUGGGCGAGCACUAGUUCGAGUCUCCAACAAGUUAUGAGGAAGUGGAGCAUUGAGGGGAAAGUCAAGGAAUUGGAUGUUUUUACCGUUCCUGAUGGGGGAUUGGGCAAGUGGAAGGGGUUUGUUGAUGGAGAGUGUCGGUUUUGGAAGGUUGGUGGUGAUGGUGGUAGUAGGGGGAGGGAGAUUAUUCAAGGGGGUGGGAUGAAGGAGUUUGUGGGGGUUUUGGGGGAGGCGAUGGGGAGGAGGGGGGUCUGA
Molecule: messenger RNA, 3143 nt
Organism: Hymenoscyphus albidus
Lineage: Eukaryota; Fungi; Ascomycota; Leotiomycetes; Helotiales; Helotiaceae
Source: the annotation of a GenBank genome assembly